This is a messenger RNA of Nothobranchius furzeri (turquoise killifish), 3176 nucleotides long. RefSeq names its product diacylglycerol kinase, alpha a (gene dgkaa). The record is from RefSeq and is a predicted model, not a curated record. NCBI's taxonomy places the organism in Eukaryota, Metazoa, Chordata, Actinopteri, Cyprinodontiformes, Nothobranchiidae. Gene Ontology annotation, cellular component: plasma membrane. Gene Ontology annotation, molecular function: ATP-dependent diacylglycerol kinase activity; calcium ion binding. Gene Ontology annotation, biological process: intracellular signal transduction; diacylglycerol metabolic process; lipid phosphorylation.
UGGCGGUGCUUGUGUUUGACAGGAGGGGUGUUCUCACUCACUCUCUGCCCAGCACAGCACUACUUCACGGCUUCCACUCCGCCGUCCUGCCGCCCCCAUUCGAAGUUUGCUUUGCUUGCCGCCUGUCGUUGGGAUCGUACGCGGCUGCGGUGCUGCAACCACGACGAGCCGAAAAACAACUGGAGCGUCGAGAGAAGAAAGGCAGGCAGUUAGCGCACAAGAGGCACGAUGUCCGCCCCCACAAACCCAGAGGUGAAGGAACUGAACCCUGUCGACUUCAUCCAGCUACAGCAGUACAUUGAUUACUGCAGCUUGAAGGUGAAAGAUGUGCUGAGGGAAUUUGAUAAAGAUGGCAGGCUGGCCCGGCACAGACAUGGAGAGUGCAUCAAUGAAGAAGGCUUCCGUCAUUUCCUUAAGGCUUAUUUAGAAGUGGAGGAUUUCCCUUCAGAUCUCUGCCAGCGACUUUUCCGCUCUUUCCAAAACUCCAAACCCACCCAGGAAGAAAGCACCAAGGAGGUCUUCCUCAAGGAUGUUUCGUGCUACUUCUCUCUCCUGGAGGACGGCCAGCCCAUGGACAAACUAGAAUUUGCUUUCAGGCUCUAUGACAGAGAUGGUAAUGGAGUCCUCGACAGCUCUGAAGUGGAUCGGAUUAUUGCUCAGAUGAUGCACGCUGCAGAGUAUUUGGACUGGGACGUGUCUGAACUGGAGCCUGUUCUGAAGGACAUGAUGACAGCGAUUGAUGCUGACAGGAGUGGUACAGUGUCUCUGAAAGAAUGGGUGGAAGGAGGCAUGAACAAUGUUCCCCUGCUGGUCCUGCUGGGUCUCAAGAUGACCCAAAAGGACGGGCAGCACCUCUGGAGGAUGAAGAAUUUUAACAAGCCUGUUUACUGCAACGUGUGUCAGAGCAUGCUGCUGGGCAUCAGGAAACAAGGGUUGUGCUGCACCUGUUGCAAAUACACAGUCCACGGACGCUGUGCUAACAAGAACCCAGCUCCUUGCACCAAGACGUAUGUGAAGUCAAAGAAAGAAACCGGGGUUCCAACGCAUGACUGGGUGAGUGGGAACUGCGAUUCAAGGAAGUGUGAUCGAUGCCAAAAGAAGAUCAAGAGCUUCCAAGGCUUAACGGGCAAACACUGUGUGUGGUGCCACAUAAUGUGUCAUGAUGACUGUGCACACCAGGAGCCAGCAGAGUGUACCUGUGGGCCGCUCCGAGACCACAUCCUGCCGCCAUGGGCGAUAUAUCCUGUUAUAAUGGAGAGAUCAAACAAUGUGAAGAAUGGCGGCCCCAGCGUAACAGAUGACUGCAACCUCAAUAUCACCCCUGAUGGACAGGUGCUUCAGAUCAACCCGGUGCCAAACACCCAUCCUCUGCUGGUGUUUGUCAACCCUAAAAGUGGAGGCAAGCAGGGAGAAAGGAUUCUGCGUAAGUUUCAGUAUUUACUGAAUCCGAGGCAGGUGUACAACCUUUCAAAUGGUGGACCUGGACCAGGGCUGAGUUUCUUCAGAAACCUGGAGAACUACAGAAUCUUAGUGUGUGGAGGAGACGGCACCGUUGGCUGGAUUCUGGAUGCAAUAGACAAAACCACUCUUCAGGUACGACCGCCUGUUGCUGUCCUCCCACUAGGCACAGGAAACGACCUUGCUCGAUGUCUGCGUUGGGGCGGAGGGUAUGACGGUGAAGAUCUGACUCGUAUUCUUCAUUUCAUUGAGGGCAGCUCUCAGGUGCUGAUGGAUCGCUGGAGCGUGCAGGUCAUACCCGAUGAGAUUCAGGAGAAGGGAGACCCCGUGCCAUAUGAAAUCAUCAACAACUACUUCUCAAUUGGAGUCGAUGCCUCUAUUGCUCACCGGUUUCACACAAUGAGAGAGAAACAUCCCCAGAAAUUUAACAGCAGGAUGAAAAACAAGCUGUGGUAUUUUGAAUUUGCUACUUCAGAAACCAUCUCUGCUUCCUGCAAGAAACUGAGCGAAAGCUUAACAAUAGAGUGCUGUGGUACUCCUCUGGACCUCAGUAGCCUGUCUCUGGAGGGGAUUGCAGUUCUUAACAUUCCCAGCAUGCACGGUGGCUCCAACCUUUGGGGUGAGACCAAAAAAGUGGACACCAAGGGGCUAACAGGUCAGGAAGAGCCUGAGGUGAUCAUCAACCCAGAUGUCCUGAAAGUGACCUCCCAAGAUCUGAGUGAUCGUCGACUGGAGGUGGUCGGCCUCGAAGGAGCCAUGGAAAUGGGACAGAUCUACACCGGCCUCAAGAGCGCGGUGCGGCUGGCCAAAACGUCGCAGAUCACCAUCAGGACAAAGAAAGCGUUACCAAUGCAGAUAGACGGAGAGCCGUGGAUGCAGCCCCCCUGCACGAUUCACAUCACACACAAGAACCAAGCCUGCAUGCUAAUGGCUCCACCAUCCAAAUCAAGUUUCUUCAAAUAAUACCUGCUAACCGAAUGAAUGUGUUUACUGUUAAAGAGUGACAGACUUUUAAGUUAUGGACUUGCUGUGCAAUGUAGAUCAUUCACAUUGUAACUAAGGGCGCAUAAGCACAUUUCAGCAUGAAUACAAACUUAACGGUAGGACACGUUUCCAUUGUGGCCAAAAUGUUUUUUGACCAAACUGUUGUCAGUGUUUUAUGAAUGUUAACCACUGUUGCUGUCCCAAAACUUGACAGGAAGUGCUGCUCUUUAGGUUAGAGUAAAGUGAAUAUUAUUCUACAAGACAAACAUCUGGCUUCACGUGCCUUUAUAAUCCACACUCUGUGUUACCAUGUAGUAUUGUUGUUUUGUUGAGGCUGUAAAUAUGCCCCAAAGCCAAACAGGUGUUCCGGUUUCUUCAGAAACAAAAUUGAAGGAAAGGAACAGACUGAUGGUAAAUGUGUUAGACUUUUUUACUAAUUUUAAAAGAAAUGUGAGUGUUGAGAGGAACAGGAAAGAAAAGCUUGAGCAGUCAGUCUUCUUCUUUGGACCAAAUUUAGGAAAAUGUGUUUGAGAGCUGAGAGAUACUCUCCUAAGACCACAAAGUCAUUACAUGUUAUCUAAGAUUUGACAUAUUGGCUCAGAAUAUUUAUUCUAAUUUAUGCAGUCUUAAUUUAAUGCUUUUCAGUCAUAUCAUUUCAAUAUAUAUUUAAGGUGUAAAUGUAACAUUUCUGAAAUAACUCCAUGUAAAGAUUUUAAUAAAUUGUCUGGACUGAA